AUGACGCUGUUACAGUUAUCCAUCAUUUUGCUUUGUAGCGUUUUAGCGGUGUCCCUGAAAAGUAUCUGGCCAGAUAAUGGCAACAGUGGGAUACCAACACCAAGUCGCGUUGUUCGCAACAAAGAUUCUCUCAAGAACUCUGAUUGUUCUGUUGAUUUCCUGGAUAAAAUGGUCGAUUGCUCACAGAGGCAGUUGAAAGAUGUGCCCAGUGAUCUAAUUCUGGAUCUUCGUUCACUUGACCUAACAUCAAACCUGAUCCGAAGACUGAGGAACGCGUCUUUCGUCCGGUACUCUCUUUUAGAAGUACUCAAUCUGUCUAACAAUCUCAUCAACAUAAUAGACGUAGGGGCUUUCUUUCCCCUUGAACGACUAACCGUCUUGAUACUUGACAAAAACCCCAUUCAUAUACUUCCCAAGAGUGAUUUAUUUCGGGAGUCCAAGCGAUUAUCAACGCUGUCCAUGUCAUCUUGCAAUUUAACGUAUUUCCCAAAUGAAACCCUUGGAUUAUUGCCUCAGAUAAAAGUUCUCAUAUUGUUUGAUAAUGAACUAACAUAUCUAAAUAUUUCGAAGUGUCCCGAAGGAGCACUGACUCAAAUAAAUCUCCGGCUUAACUUACUUCAGGAAUUGUCAGCUGAAAGUCUACGAUUGCCCUGCAACACAUACUCGCUUUUACUAUGUCAGACUACUUACAGGAAAAUUGAUGCCGCUGCUAUUGCCAGUUUGCCCAUUCGUUCUUUGUCAUUCGAGCUUGUGCUACCGGGACCAGGGUUAACAUUUGAAGUAUGGGAACAAUUGUUUACAGGUAUAGCUUUGUCGGAGAUAGAUAAUCUGGACCUUGUGAAUGCAGUCCUGGUCGGCGAUUUACCCCAUGACUUCUUUGAUCCAUUGAGGGGUAAGAGGCUUUACCUAUACAUGUACAAUGCUUGGUUCAAACUAUACCCAUCCAUUUUUUCCAGUCUCACAGCUGUUUAUAAGAUGAAGAUUUAUAGCCUUGAUAUAGACGUUCUACAGCCAUCUUUCUUUGAUGGUAUGAGCGAACUUCACAGCCUUUCACUUGUUGCCACAGAAAUGACGCAAUUAAACCCCUCGGGGGCACGUUGGAACAUUGAUCUAACAGAAUUGGAUUUGUCUGAGAACAAUUUGGUAAUGUUAAAUAACCAAGCAUUCUGGGGUCUGUAUAACCUUGCAUACUUAGACCUGACUUACAACCCUAUGUUAGCUAAUUUUCCAUCUUUACCAUAUGUUAUUGGACUUCAGAACCUACGAACGUUGAUUGUUUCCCGUACUAGAAUUUCCAAAAUGCGCUUAGAUACACUAUUUCUUGAAAACUUUUUAUUCACCUCAAGGCCAUACGACUGGGAUCGCUCUGCAUCUGCAUUUAUUCCUGGCCAAACGUUUCAGUAUACACCGUCCCUCAAAUUUAUCAAUUUAACUUCCUCGUUUGUUGUAAUGCGAGAGCUGUGGGAUUCGUCUAGGAAUAUCUCCCUCUUUAAUGGACUCAACAAACUAACUUAUCUGGGACUGAAACAAAAUCGUCUUCAGAGGAUACCAGCAGGGGUCUUUAAAGACCUUUCCGCGUUAAAAGUUCUAGAUUUGACAGAUUGCCAAGUUUCUGCAAUAGAUUCAGGGUCCCUUGAUUCACUGAUCUCAUUGACAGUACUCUUUCUGCAAGAUAAUAAUUUACAAAUACUUCCAAUGCAUGUCUUGGACAACCUGAUACAUUUGAAUAUCUUCUCAAUAAAAGAUAAUGCAUUGUUUUACAUUGAUGAAUAUUUUUUCAAUAGCACACCUAUGAUAACAUCAUUAGAUCUUGGUAGAAAUCAACUAAGCGUUUUCAAUAAGACAACGUUUUCCCGAAUAUCAAGCACGCUAUCUUCAAUCGAUCUGUCGCAAAAUCCGAUCGAAUGCUCUUGUAGAUCAAAGUGGUUGAUCAAGUUGCUGCGUGGAAUUAAGGAAGUUCAAAACGUGAAGCAAACAACAUGCUCAUAUGUAUCAGAGAAACCUUUCGGGGGAGAGGAACUGGUGUCCAUCCAUCCAGACGAUCUCUGCUUAAAAAAGUUUGUUAUUUCCGUUCCAGCAAGUUUCUCUAUACUAUGUGUCAUUAUCAUCAUUGUCAUCACGUAUCACUUCAGAUGGAGUAUAAAGUACAAGCUCUUCCUGCUAAGACUUGCUGUUUUGGGAUAUGAAGAAAUCUUGGACGAAAAUGAACGAGAUGAUUACGAUUUCGACAUCCAUGUCAUAUCGACAGACGAUGAUUUCAUGUGGAUACAAGAUCACUUGAAACCAACACUUCAAAUGAUCCUUCCGUACUAUGAGAGAAGAAGAAUAGUCUUCACUGAAGAUGAUCUUCCCAUUGGAAGACAUCGCUUAGAAGCCAUUGAUGAUGUCCUGACUAGAAGUUUCAAGGUCCUUGUGUUGAUGAGCAAAGCUGCCAUUGCUGAUGACUGGUUCCUGACAUGUUUCCGUAUGGCAAUAGAUCAAGGGGACGAUACCCAGACGGAGAAUAUUGUUCUGGUGUUCCUGGAGAAUAUUCAAGAGGAUGAAAUGCCAUUUCUUGUAAGGUUGUAUAUGGGAGGUCAAGGACCGUAUCUACAGUGGAUGGAAGAUGAUGAAGAGGGGCAGGAAUACUUCAGAAAAAAAUUGUUCAAAUAUAUGUCUGUGAACCGGAAGCGUAACUAUCUCAUACCUCCAGAAUGAGAAUUUCAUUUUGUUAUAUUACUUUGCUUAAUUAACACAGUAUAUUUCAGUUCCUUUGCUCAUUUCCAAAUCUCAGUUCUUUAGCUCCAUCAUGUCCAUCUCAACGAAGGAAUGCUUGAGGCAUUUCGUGAUAAUCUUUACAAUGUCGACAUUAUUAUGAGUCCGAAUAAUUUUGGAUAUUUUUUUAGUCAUUCAUUGCUUAUAAAUUAUGUUUUAUAUACGUCUAUUGUAUAGACGUAGAGAUUUAUGAAGGCAUUUUACUGUGAUUUCAAGAACAAAUAUUUUCCGCUUGCUUUGAUAUUGAUAGUGAUUUGGUUUAUAUAUUCCACUUAGCUACUCUUACUCUGAUUCGGCAAACCUACAGAUAGUACGGGAUCCGAGAAAUGAACAUUUUUUUAAGGAAAGAGCAACAAAAUAACUCAUGGGAAAGAGACACAUAUCUCACCAACACAUUAAUGCGAGCGCGAAGCGCGAGCUGAAAAAACAACAAAAAGGUACCUGUUUAGGAUACAUAUCUCACUAAACAGAUAAUGCGAGUGCAGAGAGUGAGCUGAGAUUUCUUUAUAUUUUGACGUGAAAGCUUGAUAUUCUAAGCAAUUUUGGUGCCAAUGAUUAAGAUGGGUAUCUAAAAGAACAAUUGAUGCGAGCGCGAAGCGCGCGAGCUGAAAUUUUUGAUAUUUCGAUCUGAAAAAACACAGUUUAUAGAGGUUUUUGAUAAAGAAAAAGACAUAUAUCCAAUAAACGUUUAUUUAAUCAUGAAAAGUAUGGGUUUUUGAUAAAGAAAUGAUGCGAGCGCGAGCUGAAAAUUUGUAUAUUCCAAUCUGAAAAGCGGACAUUUUGAGCACGAUUUUAAAUUAAGGACGAGUUGUGUAUCUCAAUCUCGCUUGCCGAUUUUUCUGUGUAACAUUACAAUCUUAUUUUAUUUUUGCACAUCCGGAAUUAUUGGGGGGGGGGCAAAACGUUAUAUCACCCCCCCCCCCCCUCCCCAAUAUUUUCAUUGGUGAAAAUGAAGGAUCGACGCCUCUGUCUUCAGUACUUUUCCAUAAUUAUGGAAAUAUACAGUAAGAAAAAUAAUGGUCCAGCACAAGGGAAAAAGUCAGUAUUGCAUUUUGUGGAUCUGAAAUGUUGAAUGCUUUACCAGAAAACAUCAAAUGUAGAACACCAGUUAAAAUUCAUUCUAAAAAUCGCUGAAGAAGAAAAUCAUGCAAUAAUUUAAUGAAAAUUACUCAAAUGUUUCUAUAGUGUACCAAAUUAUGUAUGUAGAUAUGUAAGUAUGUGUUUGUUUUAGUACUCCAAUUGAAUUAGUUGUAAGUAUAUUGAAUGUAGUCCUAUAGUGAGCAUGUAUCCAUUUAUUUGGAAGAGUUAUAUACAGGGUGCCACACCCGAUUAGCAGCUAUUGCUAUUUUGUUAUCCCCUUUUACCAACUAGUUUUUCUCUCUCUUUUGUACAUCAGUACAAUUGUCUUUGUAUAAAUAUGUUUUUUGGUAAUAAAGUUUCAACUUCACCUUCAACUAGACUCUACAAUCCUCCUAGAAUGAGAACCUUAAAAAAUACAUUAUCCAUGCAUCGUCUUGCCUCCUUUCAAAAUAUCCUCACUAUAAAAAAGUAUUAGGUAAAAUUUUUACCACCACGGGGGUAAUUAUGUGUCCAACCAAUUCGGGGCAGUAUUUUACCCAAUGUGGGAAGCAUAAAAAAACAUAAAAAACAAGCAGCAAUUACUUUAGAAUGGGCAAAAUUUUCAUCACACUGAAUAAAUAAAAAUGCCCAAGAGAAAUACCCAAUGUUGGUUGGAGACAUAAUUAUACCUCAUGGGGCAAUUUUACCCAAUAUUUUUAGAGUGCUGUCGCCGCAACUGUGUAGGCCUAUUCUUUUCAUUCGGUCCUCUUGAACGACUGGUAGGCCAAUACCUCAGUCAUUUUUCCCCUACGGCGCGGCGGUCGUACGACGAGUCGAAAACAGCCGUUUAUUAAUUUGUACCAGCUUCACAAUAGGUGGUUUUAAGGGGAAAAAAUAACAAAACGGCUGUUUUCGACUCGCCGUACGGCCGCCGUAGGGGAAAUAUGACUGAGGUAUAAUUACGAAUAUUGGUGAAGCUGAUUUAUAGUGCUUUUUAAACAUAUAAUUUGCCGCAGAUGGAAUAAUUAUUUCAAUUUUAAAAAUUAUUGGGGGACAAAUCAAUGUUUGCCCCAAAAAAUAUCAUUGGGUGAUCGACCAAUGCAUCCCCAACGGAUCAAUGCCUCGUUUAGUGGAUUUAGGUUGUUCAUUUUAAUCAAGGGAGGUAACACAUAUAGCUUGAGUCAUUUCCUUUUCAAUUGAAUUACGGGGGAAACAUAGAGCGAUGUGACUGGUUGUGGAAAGUAUCUUUUAGAUUGCUAAAAAAGCAUGAAUGCUUGUAAGCAAGCGAUCUGAGGAUCGACGACUUGCGGUCCUCUCCGAGGGACCUGGUUAUGAGGAUUAAUGCCUUACCAAAGGGUAUACUAGCGCACCACGUGGGAAUCGAACCCAGGUCACCGGAAUCCGAAACCCCGCUCUACCAUGUCUACCGACUGAGCUCUGCUUUUAUCCCUUUUCAUUUCUUGAAUUUUCCGCCUCUAUCACUAUAUACUUCAAAAUAUUAGGGACAAGAGACGGGAAUAGUCGGGACGGGAAUAGGGAAUAGACACACCUGGAUCCUACAAUCAACGUUAAGUUUUAUCAUCCGUGUGUGACGGUGCCAAUGUCCCUAUGCUUUCUCCUGCUUUCGAAUGUUCAGUAAGUUGAUUUGGUAAGUUCUAUUGCAAAGUUUAUACUUGAUAGAUAAACAUGCGGUAUCCACAAAAUUCUUAAACGACAUUUAAAGAAACUUCAUCGCCGAUUAAGUGAUCGCGACAUUGAAACGUGCAUUCGACGGCACAAUGUACUACAACAUUUGCCUGAUUGCCGGUAGAACUCAAGUACUUAAAUGUUUUCCAGCCGGUAACAGACCGUGAAACUUAAGAUGGCGCCGCCGAACGAUCGAAACUUUGGUAUCUCAUUACGUUACCGUUAUGUUUGAGCAUGUGGGGUCCAUGGUUUGAGCAUCGUUAGAAUGUCCACAAGAAUACCGUUUUCUGACAAAUUUGCCGAGCUGAGAUUGAAAACAUAAGGGAAUACAUCCGUUGGUGUGAAUGUUUCCUUAAAACUUCUUGUCUUAGCAAUGAUGAGAGAGAGUCGAAGGUCCCAUUGUCUAGUUGACAUGGUUUUAGUCGCUACCUCACAAGGUUGCAUAUUCUGAGGCGAAUUCCAUCUAAUCGUUAAAUUAUUUGAAUUAAGAGGAUUCAGCAAACAUACUGAAAUCCACAAUUGUUGUUCAACAGUUAACAGGUAACAUGAUUGUAUACAAUAGAACUAGAAUUCCGACGAGGGAUAUUGAGAGUUUUCAAUAUCGCGCUUUAAUCAAUUCAGAUCAACAGGGAAGUGUAACAGGUAAGACUGGACCGUAGGCGAUAUGCAAACUAAAGCAAUUGAAUCAAAAAUAAGAAAUAGAAGAAGUGGGAGUAAAAAUACAUGUCAAUAUUUAACCCAAUAUUUAAUUGAAUACUCAUUAGAUCGACCAAGAUGAAUUGAAUUUUGUCAUUGGGGAUACAUCUUUAAUAAGCCUAUUCAGUGUACAUAUGUUAAUGAACAACGUAUAAUAUACAAUACUUUCGUUUACAUUUUAAUGAAUGUAAUUAAAUAUACAUUUUUGUUUAAAAUAGGAUGACUACUUGUCUGAUGACCUGUAAGAUUCAAUUUUGUGCAAUUAGUUUCAUCAGCAGUAACUGUCAAAUGUAAACCAAUCUGAGAGUGUAUGUUAUUAUUCAUAUUCAUAUCUUCUUUUAUAUACGUCAGCUUAGACCGAUUAGUUUUGCAAGUCUAAUUUUUUAAGUUGUAUACGAAAACAUGAUACAAGAAAAUGUAGAGAGGGGAUAUAGAGUGUGUAUGUUUUCCUGAACGGUGUAAUCCCCCCCCCCCCUCCUCAAACAUGUCGAAGGACACAAACAUGGAUGAAGAGAAGCCAAUAUGAGAAUUACCAAACCAAAAACGAAAUACCUCAAAAGAUCAUUGAAGUAUAAAAAGCCAUGGCUUACAAUGCAUUUUUUAUCCACUGGCGUACAGAUUGGGGGUGGGGGUUCUUGCCCCCCACCC
Molecule: messenger RNA, 6843 nt
Organism: Lytechinus pictus (painted urchin)
Lineage: Eukaryota; Metazoa; Echinodermata; Echinoidea; Temnopleuroida; Toxopneustidae
Product: toll-like receptor 3
Exons: 1
Coding region: 1-2697 (898 amino acids)
Biological process (GO): signal transduction
Molecular function (GO): protein binding
Source: RefSeq, a predicted model, not a curated record